CCCCCUGCUCCUCUAUGCUCAGUUCGGUGUGUGUCUCCUCUUUCAAAGGGCGCAAGGGUGGGAACAAGUCGUCAAACAAAGCAUGUUACAGCGCAGACAUGACUUGUCCGUCAGACAGCGAGAAAAUAGUGAUAAACUGCGGGGGGAUUCGGCACGAGACGUACCGCAGCACACUGAAGACGCUGCCUGGGACGCGCUUGUCCUGGCUCACGGAGCCAGAUGCGUUCAGUAACUUUGACUAUGACCCCAAAUCCGACGAGUUCUUCUUUGACCGCCACCCCAACACCUUUGCUUUUAUCCUCAAUUAUUACCGCACAGGGAAGUUGCAUUGUCCCAACGACGUCUGCGGUCCUCUCUUCGAGGAGGAACUCGCGUUCUGGGGUAUCGACGAGACAGACGUGGAGGCUUGCUGCUGGAUGAACUACCGACAGCAUCGGGACGCCGAGGAAGCGCUGGACAGCUUCGAGACGCCCGAGCCGGACCUGCCAGAGGACGACCCGGCGCUAACGGGUGGUGCGGACGGGGAUUUGAAGAGGUUGUGUCUACAGGAGGAUGGCCGCAACCCCAGCUGGUGGAGUACCUGGCAGCCGCGCAUCUGGGCGCUGUUUGAGGACCCCUACUCCUCCAAAUACGCCAGGUAUGUGGCGUUCGGCUCGCUCCUGUUCAUCCUCAUCUCCAUCUCAACAUUUUGCUUGGAGACACACGAGGCCUUCAACACCAUCUACAAUAAGACAGAGAACGUGACGGUGGGGAACGUCACGCGGGAGGAGGUUGUGUUUGAGGUAGUGACUGACAACUGGCUGACCUACGUGGAGGGCGUAUGCGUCAUCUGGUUCACCAUCGAGGUGUUCGCCCGUGUCAUCUUCUGCCCGGACAAGGCCGAGUUCUUCAAGAGCUCGCUGAACAUCAUCGACUUUGUAGCCAUCCUGCCCUUUUACCUGGAGGUGGCGCUGAGCGGCCUCUCCGCUAAAGCGGCAAAAGACGUGCUGGGCUUUUUGCGCGUGGUGCGAUUCGUCCGAAUCCUGCGAAUCUUCAAGCUCACGCGCCAUUUCGUGGGGCUGAGAGUGCUGGGUCACACGCUCCGUGCCAGCACCAAUGAAUUCUUGCUCCUCAUCAUCUUCCUCGCUCUGGGGGUGCUCAUCUUUGCCACCAUGAUCUACUACGCCGAGCGUAUUGGCGCCGACCCGGCCGACCCCACGGCAAGCGCCCACACCACCUUCAAAAACAUCCCCAUCGGUUUCUGGUGGGCAGUGGUCACCAUGACCACACUGGGCUAUGGAGACAUGUAUCCAGAGACAUGGUCUGGUAUGUUAGUGGGUGCCCUGUGCGCCCUGGCGGGCGUGCUGACCAUCGCCAUGCCUGUGCCCGUCAUUGUAAACAACUUCGGCAUGUACUACUCUCUGGCCAUGGCCAAGCAGAAGCUGCCCAAGAAGAAGAACAAGCACAUCCCACGGGCGCCGCAGCCUGGAUCGCCCAACUACUGCAAGCCAGACGCCCUGGCCAUGGCCACUGCCUCGCCGCACAGGAUCAUGGGUAAUGUGCUGGGCAGUAUGGUGGUCUCUGGAAGCAUGGCAGGAGACUGUCCUCUUGCACAGGAGGAAAUCAUAGAGAUUAACAGAGCAGACUCCAAACAGAAUGGAGAUGCUGCAAACGCAGCUCUGGCUAAUGAGGACUGUCCCACCAUAGAUCAGGUGCACGGGCCAGAUGACAGGAGUCCGGCCACCGGUGGGCUGGGGACAUGCGCGGGGCGUGAACGUUACCCCCACGAUAGGGCCUGCUUCCUUCUCAGUACCGGAGAGUUCCGCACCACAGACAGCAAUGUCAGGAAAGCUGCUGGCUACGAGAAGUCCCGCAGCCUCAAUAACAUCUCGGGGAUGACAGGGGCCCCUCAGCGCCUGACCCCCAUCACCCCCAUCAACAACCCACCCUACGAGCCUUACGAUACCCCCGGCCCCCUGCGCCGCUGCCGAUCCCCCAUACCCUCCAUUCUGUAGCACAUCUUAGGAAACAACAUUGAAAUAAGCGGAAAAAAGACACUCAUGCACCAUCAUGCCGCAAUAGUAUUAAUUAUCACAAUAACGAUGCUAAGUACUCACACCUCCGCUCCUCCAUUGACUGGACAGGGUGGGGGUACCCAGCACUCUUUUAAUAUGUCAUGCCUCAAAGGGAAUGGGAUGAAUUUGUUUAGGGAUUUAGAGCUUUAAGUACUAAAAUGACUUUAUCGCAUAUACUUCAGGCAAUACUUCAGACAGGCAACUAAAAACAAUUAUAUGCUGUGACGUCAGCAGAUUAUGCCUUAUUAUCGAAGAUAAAUAAUAAUAAAAAAAAAAAGAAGCACUGAAUAUUACUAGGAUAAAACUCCUCACUGGUCCAUAGACAGCGACGAGCUCCCUGUAGGAAAUGUACCCCUGUAGCUGAAUGACAGUAGUUGGUUUUUCCUCAUGUUCCCGCCUGAUUGAUUGCUGGUUGUAUAAAAACGAGACUGAUAUCCAGCAGGCUUAUUCAUUGAGUACUAGUCGCUGCGAUCAGCUUUGGUACACCAUAAUAGGCCUUGAAAAUCCACUUCAUAUCAAAGCUUGGAAUGAUAAAGGUCAUAGGUCAACAUGCAAGUAGUUCAAGUGCAUGCUAGAAAAGACGUCAGUUAGGCAAGUAGAAUAUAACUAAACUCCCAAUCCCCUUUAACUGCUACGAGGAUAUGAAAAUAAACGCACCAUAUGCUGAUUUGAACUUGUAAUUAAGCCCUGUGGUAGAGAAUUAAUGGAUCGUUUUGGCUGAUUUGACUGUGAUGAAGGAGUUGUUGGUGAUUCAGGCAAUAGAACAUGAUGAGUGUUAUGAUUACGAUAAACUCAAGGACCAUCUUUAAUCACACUCUGAGCAUUUCCUACAGAAACUUUGGUUGUCACUCGAUAUUUUAACGUAUAAUUCACACUGUUAUUAUAAUUAUGCUCUUUAUUUAGGACAAUGAAAAAAUGCUUAAACUGUUCUUCUGCAAUAUCGACUAUUAUGAUGACCUCUGACCCUGAGAAGCUGGAGAUGAAUCCUGCGAACUUUACUAUGUGCAACUAUUAACUUUAACAACUAACAGAGAGACCGAGAGCUGAUCAUUAUUUGAAAAGAGGCUAUUUUUAUACUAAGCACUUGGACACUGCGAUUCGGAUCGGGGUUUGGAGUUGCGCGCGGGCGGCUUUGAGUUGACAUUUUGGGAGGACAGGAUAUCGUGCUGUUGCAUGGAGAUCUACAAUUAACGUUUUGGUUUUUGUAUUUUGACUCUCUGCAUAUUCAACACCAAGUACCACGAAAUGAAAAGAGCAGUGGUCUGGACAAAUGGCGGAAAAAAAAAAUUAUAAUAAUAAUAAGGAGGAGCCAUUGCUAUUAAGGGCCUAUAACCUUCUGCACUUUUUCGUGACCCUUUUUAAUUUGUAUACUAGUGCAUGAAGGAACUGUCUUUAAAAUAUAUAUUUUCCUUAUUAUGGUAUUUCCUCAUUAAUAUUAAGACAUAUCAAGCUGAACUUCACUCCUCACUGCAUAUCCGCAUAUCCUGGGGCUGUGGUGAACCAGACAGUGGCCUCAAAGUUUCCUUACUUAAGGGCAAGAAUUAGCUGGACGUUUUCAUCCUCUUCAUCACUGGCAUUACCAUCCCUCAUCAUAAUCAUUUUCUGAUUACUGUUAUUCCUCUAAUUUGAAUGCAGUAGAAAAUCAGUUCAGUUUGUUUUCUCUUUGGUCCCCUUCUUUUCUUUCUGUGUUUCUUUUAAAAACAUUUUUUUUUUACCUGC
Molecule: messenger RNA, 3773 nt
Organism: Sinocyclocheilus rhinocerous
Lineage: Eukaryota; Metazoa; Chordata; Actinopteri; Cypriniformes; Cyprinidae
Product: potassium voltage-gated channel subfamily C member 1-like
Exons: 4
Coding region: 15-1994 (659 amino acids)
Biological process (GO): protein homooligomerization; action potential; potassium ion transmembrane transport
Cellular component (GO): presynaptic membrane; neuronal cell body membrane; axon terminus
Molecular function (GO): delayed rectifier potassium channel activity; protein binding
Source: RefSeq, a predicted model, not a curated record